Messenger RNA from Drosophila rhopaloa, 1296 nucleotides. RefSeq names its product probable cardiolipin synthase (CMP-forming) (gene CLS). The record is from RefSeq and is a predicted model, not a curated record. The coding region runs from base 200 to 1168 and encodes 322 amino acids. NCBI's taxonomy places the organism in Eukaryota, Metazoa, Arthropoda, Insecta, Diptera, Drosophilidae. The transcript has 5 exons. Gene Ontology annotation, cellular component: membrane; mitochondrion. Gene Ontology annotation, molecular function: cardiolipin synthase activity. Gene Ontology annotation, biological process: cardiolipin biosynthetic process.
GGUCACACUGCUUGUGUAAUAAAAACAAGACAAAAUUGUUAAAAAAUUUCCGUAAAUGGUGUGGUCUGGUUAAUUAAUUGAAUUAAUUGUACCAAACAGAUUUCGUAUUGCACCGAGGUGCAACCAGUAAUAAAGGAACCCACAAAUGAGCGCGAGGAGCAGUCUGAAGUUGAGACAGGGAUUGCCCGAUAAUUAACCCAUGUUGCCAGCCAUCAUUUUCCGGCAGGUGCAGCGGCCACUGCAUCAUGGAGCCGCCACUUUGGAGCACGUUUUGGGAGUCGGUGGGAGUAGCUUUGUGAACUGCCUGAAUCGCCAUGCCGCCGCCACCGGAUUUAUUCGGAUUUCUUUCCUGGACAUCAAGCGCCGGAGGAACUGGGAAUUGGCCAGACUUCGUCUUUAUGCCGAUGCCAAGAAGCAAUCCCUCCACUUGCGCACCCUGCAGGGUCGCCAUCUCCUGCAAGGAGUCAUCGAUAGGAAGAACUUCCUCGUGGAUGAUAUCCGGGAGGCGAAGCACAAAGUCCAGGAGCGGGUUCGCGAGAAGAUUGACGAGAUCCGUGAGGAGCGCGAGAAUAUCAUGACCAUACCCAACAUGCUGACCAUCAGUCGCGCCUUCCUAUCGCCCUACAUUGGAUAUGUGAUCGUCCAGGGCGACUUCACUCUGGGCAUGAGUCUGUUGGCCAUCGCCGGGGUCACCGAUCUGUUGGAUGGACAGAUCGCCCGCCGGUGGCCCUCGCAGGCGAGCAAGGCGGGCUCCUUCUUGGAUCCCAUGGCCGACAAGUUACUGAUGGGCUCGCUGGUCAUCUCGCUGUGCUACACGGAUCUGUUGCCCGUGUGGCUUACCGGCAUCGUUGUGUUCCGGGAUGUGUUUCUUUUAGGAGCUGGAUUUGUUAUACGCUACAUUAGUCUGCCACCGCCGAAAACCUUUUCGCGCUAUUUCGAUGCCACCCAUGUUACUGCUCAACUGGAGCCCACUUUGCUCAGCAAGAUCAACACGGGCGUGCAGUUGGCAACCAUUGGCCUAAGUUUGGGAGCUCCUAUUUGGAACUAUUUGGAUCAUCCCGCUUUGCAUGGCCUUUGGUAUCUGACUGGCCUAACUACAGCUGCCACUGCCCUCAGCUACGUCCUGAAUCGGCAUAAUACCUUUAAGAUUAUCCAGAAGAAGACGUAAGACCGGACAUUUCCGUUGUACAUCUGAAAACUAAAAGGAGUAGUUGUUCUCCUUAAGCAAUGAUUAGUAUGUAUUGUGUUUUCUUAAUGAUUACCAUCUAAAAUUAAAUAAAUCUAUUUUGUUAACAA